GAGUUCCGAAUGUGUUGUUUGUUUUGAGUUACAUAUGUGAAAGUGGUGUUGAAUAUUUUGUAUUGUGAUUGCUAAGAAAGUGUUGAUAUUGAAAUGUACCUUGCAAAUACUUUUCAUUGUGUGGUCAAGAAAGGUUAUGAACGUUGUUUGUUUAAAGCUGUGCGCCAAUUUAGUACCGAAGCUGUAGACGAUUCGGUAAUUCGACAAGCAGGUAUUAUUGACGACUCUGAUGACAGCACAAAUUAUGAGGAAUACAUCGAAAUGAAGAGAAAUAAAUCACGUCUGUUACCACAGCAUCACAAUAUAUUACACAAUAAAGUACCAUAUUCCAGCAGUAAGGGUUGGUUUCAUGAUACGGUUAAGUAUAAACGUAGGCUUUACGGGCGUUAUGGUAGUAUUAGUGCUGUCAACCCAGGCGUAAUGUGGCCAACUAAGAAUGAUUUAGAUGACAUUCGUGAAUAUGAAUCUGUCGCAUACCCACAUACUCUUGAAGAGAUGAUUGAGAAAAGUAUCGCUGAAAGAAAGUUGAGGGAAUCAACUAUCAGGGAAAGAGAGGAGGCUAUUUCUAAGAAGAUGGAAUGUUUGGAAAAGUGGAAGGAAGAACUCAAAGCUAGAGUUUUAAAGAAAGAAGAAGCUAUGCUUGCUGCAAAGGCGAGAAAGGAUCGACUAAUGGAAGAAGUCCGUAGGCAUUUUGGCUUUAAAGUGGAUCCCCGUGAUGAUCGUUUUAAGGAAAUGUUGGAGAAAAAGGAAAGAGAAGAAAAGAAAUUGGCAAAAGAAGCAAAACGCAAAGCCAAAGAAGCAAAAGCAAUGGCAAGGUUAACUGAAGCAGUGGCAAAAGCAUCUAUAGAGUCAAAAGACUGAAAAUAGUGUAAUAGUGGAAAAAUAUGUUGUGUGUAACAGGAACUGUUCUAUCUGGAAAAUUGUAGAGAUUAAAGUGGUGCCUUGUGCUGUUGUGCUCCUUUAA
Molecule: messenger RNA, 964 nt
Organism: Schistocerca americana (American grasshopper)
Lineage: Eukaryota; Metazoa; Arthropoda; Insecta; Orthoptera; Acrididae
Gene: CRIF
Product: growth arrest and DNA damage-inducible proteins-interacting protein 1
Exons: 3
Coding region: 94-861 (255 amino acids)
Cellular component (GO): nucleus
Source: RefSeq, a predicted model, not a curated record